Molecule: messenger RNA, 1479 nt
Organism: Stylonychia lemnae
Lineage: Eukaryota; Ciliophora; Spirotrichea; Sporadotrichida; Oxytrichidae
Source: the annotation of a GenBank genome assembly
AUGUAAAAAGCAAUUGAAAAAUCAUACAAAGUUAGGUAACAAGAAUAAGCAACUAAACCCAUUAUUAGAUCUUCUAGCAUAGGAAAUAAUUUCAGCUCAAGAAAUAGCAAUCAAAUUAAUCCUUUGCAUUCUCAGUUACAACAGUGGCAUUAAAAAAAGAACACUCUCAGAGCCAUAGAUAAUGCCAAGUUAAUAAGCUAGACAAGCACUUCAUUUUUCGGCAAAGAUUACAGAUCCCAUUCAGUCGACCCAGUUUAAAAGAAAAAUGCAAGACUUGAUUUUCUAGAUAGCUAAAAUCGAGAUUCAGGAUCUAGACUUAAUGUAAACUAAAUCAAUACUCAUAAAGAAAAGAAUAUAAAAAUAAGAGAAAUUAAAAAGAAAAUCACCAAUCUUCCUGAAAUAUACUAAAAGUUUAUGCUACCUUAAGAGGAUAAUAGUUAAGACCAGUCCCAAAUGAAGACUGCUAUGACGCUUCAUCAUAGGAAUUAACAAGCAGAUCAAAUAAUUUCCUAAUAUGCUUCUAAAACAAUCUUUAACAACAAGAAGAAAUCGAUAAUGAAUAAAACGUUUAUGUUUAACAACAAUGAUCUAGAAAAGGGGAGAUAAUUGAUGUUUAACGAGACUAUUACUAGUGAUUUCAAUAAUGGUGAAAAGUUGCAUCAUUUUAAUACAUUUGUACUACAUAACGAGUCUAUAGAUGAAAAUGAUGAGGAAAAAUCAGAUAUGACUACAUCUUUAAAGAACAUAAUGGAAGAAUCAAUUGAUUUUAAUUAAAACAAUACCACUAAAUUGGUUGAGGAGACGCAAAAUGAAAGAUUUAGACAGAUCAAGGAACCUAAUUAUAAACAAUGUGAAAGAUUGGUAUGUUUCUGCAGGAAUUAAGGCUAUGGGCCUUGUAAGGAUCAUCAAUUGAAAGAUCCCAAGACAUAUGAGAUUGAGAAAGUGAUAGACUUAAUCCAGGAAUAAAUGGAUAGUUUUAGCAACUUAUGUGAUAAAAACCUAGAUAGAGAAUUAGAUUACAUCAAUAAGGGAAUUACCACUAUUUGCAUAUCGAGAACUGACGCAGAGAUAAACAAUUUCAAAGAGUAAUUGACAUUUGACUAAAGUUUCGUAGAAGAUCUAAUUCAAAAAAAUUAGCAACUAUAAUAAAGUUUUUCUAGACUUUAAGAAAAGUAUGAAUCAUAAAAAGAACGAUAAGAGAAAGCCUUCGAAAAACUAUCCAAAUUGCGUAGUGAAUAUCAGCUUUUGUCAAACGAAAACCAUAUAUUUAGGAAAUAUUAUUAGAAGAAUGUCCUAGAAUUUAAUAAAAGAGAUAUUUAUGAGAAAGAGCUUGAUGAUAUAUACACUGAUUUCAAUAAGGGAAUGAAUAUGAAGGAUUAGUUUAUUGUGAAAAAUAUGGACGAGUUAGAGAGGACUGUUGAAUCCUUUACUUACUGUAAAAGCAAAGUCCUUAGGGAUUUCAUAAACAAGAAUCUUUGA